UCCCCCGAAUACCCUUUUUUUUCCGGUAAAACCAGCCUCCUCACCUCGUGCUCCCUACAAGCCUCCUCCUCCUCCUCCUAGUAGUCGAGUAGGAGUACUACUAACCUAGUUAGCCACUCUAUUACUACUACCUCCGUUGCCAACGCCGGAAUCCAUCCAUCCAUCCCCGCGCCGCGCUGUGCCGCCGCGAGAGCUUUGCGGCGGGCAUGCGGGUGGGGAUUCACCGCGGGGUGGAAGAAGCUGAAGCAGCAGCUGGUGGCGCAACGCCACGAGGCGCACCCCGCUGGCACCCACACCAACAAAAGGAGAAGAUUCUCGCCACCACCACUCCCACUGAUCCCCUCUUCUUCCUCCUCGUUCGCCUGCCAUCUCCGGAGCCGGAGGAGGAGGAGGAGUAGCCGCCGCCCAGAUCUGCGCCGCCAUGCUGCCGCUGCUGCGGAGGCGGCGGCUGUGAAUAGCUAGGUCGUUUUUAUUGUUGUUUUUGGGUUGGUUUGGUUUGAUUCCGAUGGGGUGCGGGCAGUCGAAGAUGGAGGAGGAGUACGCGGUGCGGCACUGCAGGGAGAGGUCGGAGCUGCUCGCCCUCGCCAUCCGCCACCGCUACGCGCUCGCCGACACCCACCGUGCCUACGCCGAAUCCCUCGCCGCCGUCGGCGCCGUGCUCCACGACUUCCUCCGCGGCGUCCAGUCGCUGCCCCCGCCGCCGCUCGAGCCCACGCUCCGCCUUCCCGCCCACCGCAAGGGCGACAACCUCCCCACCGCCUCCCCCGUCCCGGCCAACCCCGCCAUCGCCUCCUCCUCCGCCGCCCAGCCGCUGCCGCCCGUCGCCAAGCAGGUACGAAUCGCCGCCGCCCCCGAUGACGGCGGCGGCGGCGGCCACAUCCACUUCUCGGACGACGACUCCGAUUCCGAGGGCGGCGGGCACAUCAAGUUCCACUCCGACGACGAGGGCGACGCGCCCGCUCACCGCCGCCCAGAGAUCGUCCGCUCCGCCGCGCCGCCGGUGGCUCCGCCGCCGCAGAUGGGGCCACCACCACCGUAUGGCUCCGGAUAUGCUCCUCCUCCGCCUUAUGGUUCGGGAUACGGGUAUGGAUACGGCCCCGCCCCCGAUUACGGCGGCGGCAUGGCCGUUGCCAACGGCGGCUAUGACCCAGGGUAUGGUGGUAUGGGCGGAGCCAGUGGCGGCGGCGGCGGCGGCGGCUAUGCGCCUGGAUAUGGAGGCAUGGGAGUUGGGGAUGGCGGCAGCGGUGGCGGCUAUGAGCCAGCCUAUGGCGGCAUGGGCAGCUAUGGCCAAAGCUUCUUCAACAUCAGCUAUGCGCGCAGCCAGCCGCCUCCGCCGUCCGUCUCAUACGAGCACCGGCUGCAGGCCACCGAUGCCAGGGUCCACUACUACGCCGGAGAAGGCAACCCUCAAGCACCCCCACUCGGGUAUGGCGGUGGGUAUGGUUAUCCGCCGCAGGGCUCGAGCUCUUACAACCAGUAUGCGUACGGUGGUUACUAUGGUGGUGCUUCUCCUCCGCCUCCGGCCGAUAUACCUUCUACCUCCCGCGGGGAGGUUACGCCACCGGCACCUCCAUCUCCGCCGAGGGUGUCUACUUGGGACUUCCUGAACCCAUUUGAAACCUAUGAGAGCUACUAUGAGCAGCCAACUGCUGCUCAAGCGUCAUACACUCCCAGCAGAAGUUCCAAGGAUGUGCGUGAGGAGGAAGGCAUACCAGAUUUGGAGGAUGAGGAUAUGGAGGUGGUUAAGGAAGCUUAUGGUGAUGAGAAGCACGCCGCCAAUGGGUACAGUGGCAAGGGGAAGAUGGCAAAAGAGGAAGGUGGUAGGAGCAGCACCGGGGAUGAACUGCCCCAUGAAUCCAAGUUAUCGGAAGCGAGCAGUAGCGGGAGCAACCAGGAGCAUGAUGUCCAUGUAGUGGAGAAGAGUGUUGUGGGAGAACAGGUGCAGCGGUCAGAGCCUCGUCAGCAUGUCGCAGGCCUGCCGCCCAUAGGAUCGGAGAAGACGUACUUUGAUGAUGCUGAGGUGGUGCUGGAGAUCAGGACUCAAUUCGAGCGUGCCUCAAAAUCUGCCAUUGAGGUGUCCAAGAUGCUUGAGGUUGGGAAGAUGCCUUACUACCCGAAGAGUUCAGGUUUCAAAGUGUCUGCGAUGAUGAUUUGCGGGAUACCAACAAUGGAGGAAGAGUUCCUGCGGUUUGAAGAAGACAAGGCGAUGGGGUGUGGCAAUCUUUCCUCAACACUGCAGAAACUGUACAUGUGGGAAAAAAAGCUUCUUGAGGAAGUCAAGGCUGAGGAGAAGAUGCGGGCGUUGUAUGACAGGCAACGUGAGGAGCUGAAAAUAUUAGAUGAGAAAGGUGCAGAAGCUGAUAAGCUUGAGGCUACUGAAAGAUCCAUCAGGAAGCUAUCAACAAAGAUAAGCAUAGCAAUUCAGGUUGUCAACACUAUCUCAGACAAGAUAAGUAAGCUGAGGGAUGAAGAGUUAUGGCCGCAAACAUGUGAGCUCAUCCAAGGGUUGAUGCGGAUGUGGAGCACUAUGUUAGAAUGCCAUCAGAUCCAAUUGCAUGCCAUAUCCCAUGCUAAAAACAUAGAUUCCAUGAUAAACGGUGCAAAGUUUGGUGAAGCUCACAUGGACUUGAUCAAGCGCCUAGAGCUUCAGCAUUUGGAUUGGAUAGCCUCUUUUGCCUCAUGGGUGAAUGCUCAAAAAAGCUACGUUGGUACUUUAAAUGACUGGUUGAGGAAAGGAGUCACAUAUGAACCUGAGGUAACUGAUGAUGGUGUGCCUCCUUUUUCUCCUGGACGGCUAGGAGCGCCACCUAUUUUUGUCAUAUAUAACAAUUGGGCAGUUGGUGUGGGGAGGAUAUCUGAGAAGGAAGUAGUUGAGGCAAUGCAGGCCUUUGCAUCUAAUGUUCUUGGCCUCUGGGAAAGGCACAGGUCAGAGCAAAGACAAGGUCUUAUGGCUAAUAAAGGUAUGGACAAGGACCUUAGGGUGAUGGAAAGGGAUGAACAGUCGAUGCGCAAGGCUCUGGAAGCACAAAAUAAGAAGCUGGUGCUCAUUUCUAAUCAGAGCGGUGUAUCCUUAUCAGCACAAGCACAGGCCUUACAAGAUGGAGGUUCCCAUGGUGAUACUGGUAGUUUGCAACUAAGUCUGAAGAAUAUUUUUGAAGCAAUGGAGAACUUCACCGCCAACUCUGCAAACACCUACAAGGAUCUCCACCUGCGUGCUGAAGAAGAGAAAGCUCGCGUUGCCCAAGAGAGUUGCAGAGUUUCCUAGUUCCUUUCGUGGUUUCCAUGUUACAUGAGGGCAUGAGCCCUUUUUAACGCAAAGGAGCUGACUGCAGUGGUUCAGAUGAGCACUAUAGUUUGCAUGGCAGCGUCACAAUUCAAGUGGCAAGUGAUGCACCUUGCAUGAAAUAGCUUCUACCCAGGGCUGCGGGCUGCCAGACAAACCUGUGGCGUAAAUGGAGACUUGCUAGAUUGUGUUUUUUUGAAUUGGAGCAACACUCCUCAUGCCAUACAGCCCAGGAACUCAAUUUUGCUAAUAGCUGAAUCACAAGACAUUGCCGAUAGGGGAAGAAAAAUCUGAAGUGGCGAGUGACAAGAUUCACUCAAUGUUGGGAAAUCCCAGUAAAUAGUUGGAAGAUGUAAGCUGCAUAAACGAAAUGCAUGGUCUAAGCAUGGAGCAGUAAAAUGUUCCGAUCAUGAGUCCAAGAUUCAUGAAGUUGUAUCCAUCCAUAUGAAAUAGUCAAAUGUGAUCAUGCUGCCAGGUUCAGGGAAAGAGUCACUGGAAGAGUGCAACAAUGCUAGCAUGCCAGUGUACAUAGUUGAAGGCAAUGCGAUAUGGGAUGAACCAAAGCUGAUGCUGUGGGAGAUGCUUCCCUCCCAGCUGGGAGGCUGCAGCCUAGCUAGUUCACCUGUUAGGGGAGUGAUGGAUGAUGAUGAGCUUGUAGGAUAGAGAAAAAAAGUGGAUGCCCUGACCCCGUUCUGCAGUUCACUAACUGUUGGAUUUUUUUGUUCCGUUAUUUAUUAUACAUAUAAUUCAUUUGUAUCCCUGUACAGCCGGUGGCUAACUCAUAAACCCCCCCUUUUUUGUGUCAUGUUUAUUCUAUUUCUCCCCCAUCGACUUUGCCUGUUUCUGCUUCUCUCUCUUUUAAUCGCGAAAGCCGCUUGUGUUGGUGUAACUGGUGCAGCAGUUCCAUAAGAUCGUUCAUCUGGAAUUGUGGUGAA
Molecule: messenger RNA, 4218 nt
Organism: Oryza sativa Japonica Group (Japanese rice)
Lineage: Eukaryota; Viridiplantae; Streptophyta; Magnoliopsida; Poales; Poaceae
Product: protein ALTERED PHOSPHATE STARVATION RESPONSE 1
Source: RefSeq, a predicted model, not a curated record